Molecule: messenger RNA, 4427 nt
Organism: Micropterus dolomieu (smallmouth bass)
Lineage: Eukaryota; Metazoa; Chordata; Actinopteri; Centrarchiformes; Centrarchidae
Gene: adss2
Product: adenylosuccinate synthase 2
Exons: 13
Coding region: 135-1502 (455 amino acids)
Biological process (GO): 'de novo' AMP biosynthetic process; IMP metabolic process
Cellular component (GO): cytoplasm
Molecular function (GO): adenylosuccinate synthase activity; GTP binding
Source: RefSeq, a predicted model, not a curated record
CAUGUGCGAGGUGUGUUACUUCCUAGAGUCCUACGUUGCCGUGGAGGGAUCUUCAGUCCUCCCUGCUAUCUUUGGUGCAGCAGCAGCAGCAGCGCGGUGCGGAACGGCGCACAAGUGUUAGUCAGCCAGCAGAAAUGUCGGAAAGUGGGAGCCAGGAACCCUCUGGGGCCCCGAACGGCAGCGACAACCCGUCUAAACGACCGCCUGUCGGCAACAAAGUGACCGUGGUGCUCGGGGCUCAAUGGGGCGACGAGGGGAAAGGAAAAGUUGUGGAUCUGCUGGCACAAGACGCGGAUAUGGUGUGCAGAUGUCAGGGCGGCAACAACGCGGGACACACAGUGGUGGUCGACUCAGUGGAGUACGACUUUCACCUCCUCCCCAGCGGCAUCAUCAACCCCAAGGCCACCGCCUUCAUUGGCAAUGGUGUAGUGAUCCACCUUCCAGGCCUGUUUGAAGAGGCAGAAAAGAACGAACGCAAAGGAAAAGGUUUAAAAGACUGGGAGAAAAGGUUGAUCAUCUCGGACAGAGCGCAUAUUGUGUUUGACUUCCACCAAGCGGUUGAUGGCGUUCAGGAACAGCAGAGACAAGAGCAAGCAGGCAAGAACCUCGGGACAACAAAGAAGGGGAUUGGUCCGGUGUACUCGGCCAAGGCAGCACGUAGCGGUCUCAGGAUAUGUGACCUGUUGGCUGACUUCACCCAGUUCUCUGAAAGGUAUACGGUAUUGGCCCAGCAGUACAAGGCCAUGUACCCCACACUGGAGAUUGACAUAAAGGGAGAGCUGGUCAAAUUAAAGGACUAUGUGGAGCGGAUCAAGCCUAUGGUGAGGGACGGGGUGCACUACAUGUACGAGGCUCUUCAUGGUCCUCCUAAGAAGAUCCUAGUGGAAGGAGCGAACGCAGCGCUACUGGACAUAGAUUUUGGGACGUACCCGUUUGUGACAUCGUCCAACUGCACGGUGGGCGGGGUGUGUACGGGUCUAGGCAUGCCGCCUCAGAACGUCGGGGAGGUUUACGGGGUUGUCAAGGCGUACACCACCAGAGUGGGCAUCGGCGCUUUCCCCUCUGAGCAGAGCAACGAGAUCGGAGAGCGACUUCAGACUCGGGGGAAAGAGGUGGGCGUGACCACAGGCAGGAAGAGACGAUGUGGGUGGCUGGAUCUAGUGCUCAUCAAAUAUGCACACAUGAUUAAUGGCUUCACCGCUUUAGCACUCACCAAGCUGGACAUACUUGACGUGUUCGCUGAGAUCAAAGUGGGCGUAGCCUACAAAGUUGCCGACCAAACUAUACCUCAUUUUCCAGCCAAUCAGGAGGUGCUGCAGCGUGUGGAGGUCCAGUAUGAGACGCUGCCGGGCUGGGAAAGUGACACCUCGGCUGUGAGAAGCUUUAAAGAGCUGCCUGAGAACGCCCAGAAAUAUGUCCACUUCAUUGAGGAGCAUGUGGGAGUGCCUGUCAAGUGGAUCGGAGUUGGCAAGUCCCGGGAGUCCAUGAUCCAGCUGUUCUAGACGAAUGGUGGAGAAAACGCAAGCAAAGAGGACACGCAGCAGCUGACUCAACUGUACCCUUCUUUCCUUUCCCCACUACACACACAGCCUACCUACCUGUCUCAGCUCUCCAACAGAGACUCGACCGUCAUGUCUGUUCUUAAUGUUUUACCACUGUAUCAUCGGACCUAUGUCACAGACCGGACCUCUCUGGAUCACACUCCCAACAGACGGAUCGCCGUGUAUGAAUGGUUCCCAGCGUCUCCAUGUGGAUUUUUAACAGUUUUAAAUUUUAGAAUAACAACUCCACACGCCACCUCCCUCUUUAAUUUGUUCCCGUUUUAUUUAUCGUAGCCAUUCAUUUCAGACAUGCAACACACUCGGCAACACCAGCUGCCAUCAGGUCUGAAAGAGGACACGAGGGAACUGACUGAACACACAAACACACACACACACUGACGCAGACACGGGAUCACUGCCCGGAUGAACUGCCCAGUCGUUUGGUUGGUCAAAUAUUUUAAGUGUAUUUUUGUUCAUCUAUGCUGUGUUUUAAAUGCGCUGUGCCAGUCCGAUGAACGUCAGUUUUAACCUCUGCACUUUAGAUGCUUUGGACUAUAUCUGUGUUAUGUUUUAGUCCCGCCAGGUUUACAGAACAUCCUGACAUGAUAAAGGGAUCCUUUAAUAUUUGUAUUUUUGGCUUCAGACAGAUGUUUGGAGUAAAGACCUCCUAUAUUGCCUUGUCAUUCAACCAAAAAAUGUGCUUUUAAAUUUCCAGUAGCUAGCGACGGCUUCAUCUGAAUGCUGUUAAUGAAAUGUUGGUGCACAUCUGGCCGUAAUGUGAGAAGGUUCAUGUUUUUCGGUCUACUUUUAGCAGGUGAGUUUUACGUGAAUCAGAACAGUAAAUCUGGUGUAAUAAAUGACAAUAACUUGUGUAGGCCAGCAUCUUUUCCCUCACAUCCUAGUGAUUGUGUAUCGUAUUAUUGCCAUUGAUUUACAGAAAAGAUGGAUAAAGUCAUCAUAAGGCAGUUGUUCAUCUCUUUUUUUGUGCAGUGUUCUGCUAUUGUUAUAACACACGUCUUUAAAAACCAGGAAGAUGAGGCUUAAAUUCGUUUGUCUUGGUUUGCAUUUUGCUGUCAGAAAGAGAAACUGGUACUCUUCACUGUUUCACCAAUGAAAUGUUACCAUCCAAAUAAAAUAAUCACAGCUACUUCAGGGUUUGAUGCAACAGCUGGAAAAAUGAUGUCUGAUGUUGCAUUCAGGAAAAUCUCCCUUUACUCCGACUUGGUAUGUUCAUACGUUGUUCCAAGAUGGACUGCUAGCCUUGUAGUCGCAUCAUCUAAAUGGCCUUAAUUAGCUACUUUAACAGUGGUAUAGUAGUGGGAGUGGUUUGUUACCAAGUGAAACCAGAUGCAUAUAAACUGUAUAGCUCUUCACUGAAUUAAUUGUAUUAGUGCUAUUGGAUUUUAUGUAGAUACAUCUGCUGGUGUUGGCAAUACCGACUUGGAAUUACGACCAGGAGGCUAAUGCGUGUUUUUCUGACUCAGUUGCUGAAAAUUAAGGUCUUCAUAUUUGCAUUAUGUUAAAGGGGUACCCCAGUGAUUAAUGGUGCGUCAGAGCUGGGAAUGACGUCACACAGAUUUUAGUCGGAAAACCAAGACUGAUGCCUCUGGCCAUUGUUAGCAAAACCAGUUGACAACACAUGCGGCAUUUUGCACAUACAAACACCAGAGCAACAUGUCUACAGAUAUAAGUUGGACAGGACUGUAUUUAAUGACACACAAAUAAGACAGAAGUGCAAUAAACAGUAAAUUAAAACAUCUUUCGCCACUGUUGAUUCCGGGGGCAGCCAUCUUGGAUUUUGAGGUCGGGGUUGGUGAGGUUCUCCCAACUUUCCGAGCCGGAAAUCCAACUGAAGGGGGCGUUCCUGACAUCACAGCAGUAGUAGUAGUAUUGCUCCUUCAAUAAAGUUGGGGGACAAACAAGAGACAGAUUGUCUUUUUUAAAUAGUCAAAACUGAUACAGCAGGGCUCAGGAUAUUCUGACUUUUAGUCCCUAGUAUGGAGUCAACCCACUAAAAUGCUGGAUCCUACAUCUUUAAUAAUGCAACUCAGUGACGUCAUUCAUUAUGCCACAUUCACAACAUGUGGGAACGAUGGUAAAGAGGGGAAAGAUUACAGUGUUAACGGAUUGUGAGUGCUCACGUCAUCCAACUAAUCAAGAUGGUAUUGACAUAACACCAUAUGCAUUAAAUUUAGGAUUAAAUAUAUUAUCAAUGGACUUUUGCUGAUGUGAGUUGUCCAUGUUUGGUUUUGGGCAUUUCAAGUUUGGUUUUAGUCCCAGUUUCCCAGUUGUAAUUACCUCUUGGAUGUUAACAUGAACAUUAUUUACAAGCAGGACAUGGCAUGCGUAUUAUAACUUCAAUCUGACAUGAAUGUAGCAUUUGACCAGACUUUGGAAAUCUACCCCAGAGCCACAGAAGCCAUAAAACUGUUCACCGACUCCUGAACUUUGUGUAAAAUUGACAGAAUACUCCUUUAAUAAGCCCCUAAGGGCUUGUUUAAUUAAUUGUCACAGAUAUUUCAUAGACCAAGUUUUCAUAACAAUGUGUCACAAAAGUGUAAUGUCCACUUUAAAAACAUAUUGUGGUAAGUGUGAAUGCACCAAUAGAUUCUUAAUAUAUUAUAUUUCCACAUCACUGAAUUAAGAAUUAUUUGAAUGUGUUUUUGUUUUUUAGAAAUUCGCCUUGUUUUUACAGUGGGAGCAUGAGUUACGCUUACUCAUUUUGGAGGUUGUUUUUUGUUUCAAAACACAAUUAAGUAUAAACCUGAUGACAUGAAUGAAAUUUAGCCUUGUAUUUUAAAAGAAGGUGUGAAUCAAGUCAAUGUUUCUGGGAAGCAUUUAGUCAAUUGAUAUGUCAUUUUGGAAUAAAACCUGUCUAUUUGUCAA